AUGAUAGUCUUCUCCUAUUCUUUGGACCUGAGCAAAGUUGCCAUGGUGACGAAUUUCGCCAUCAUUCAAGGAGUGUUCCACUUGUCUGGGACCUCUUCCUUGGGCGUUGGCGCCUGCUGGAGCUCCUGUGCCAUUCGUUCCUUUUCCAUCAGUACCGGUAUUGGCCGGAGCCACGUUGUUGGAAGCGCCAGCCUUUAUCGACUUCUUGGACCUGGAGAGCUUGGAAUUGGAAGUCUUGGAAUCGGAGACUUUGGAAUCGGAAAGCUUGGAAUUCGGAUUGGAAUUAGAAGACUUGGACUUGGUCUUUCUUCGCUUCUUCGGUACCUUGCCUUUAGAGUUGGGCGUCCCAGUAACUGAUGUCUCGCUUGGCGUUCCCGAUCCUGGCCUAGUUUUCUUGCCCUUCUUCCUGAAGUAG
This is a messenger RNA of Bursaphelenchus okinawaensis, 415 nucleotides long. The record is from the annotation of a GenBank genome assembly. NCBI's taxonomy places the organism in Eukaryota, Metazoa, Nematoda, Chromadorea, Rhabditida, Aphelenchoididae.